CCUCCUGUCCUGCUUGAGCUCGCUGUCCGGCCCUUCCCGGCCUGCCAGGAUUGCCGUCUCGGUCGUGCUGUCCUGCCGGGUCACUGUCCCGGUCCUCCCGUCCUGCUGGGGUCACUGUCUGGGUCCUCCCAUCCUGCCAGGGUUUCUGGCUCGUCCUCCCGUCCUGUUGGGGCCGCUGUUCCCGGUCCUCCCGUCCUGACGGGGCCGCUGACAGGUUCCUUUCGUCUAGCCAGGCUCGCUGUCUCCCAGGGUCGCUAUCUGGGUCCUCCCGUCCUGCCGGGGUCGCUGUUCCCGGUCCUGCCGGGGUCGCUAUCUGGGUCCUCCCGGGGUCGCUAUCUGGGUCCUCCCGUCCUGCCGGGGUCGCUGUUCCCGGUCCUCCCAUCCACCCGGGGUCGCUGUUGCGGGACUGCGGUAGUGGGUGCUGAUUGGUGGCCAUGGCCAUGGCUAUGGUGGUAGGAGAGACGGAGGGCUCCGGUUUACGGCUGGUUUCCUGGAACGUGAACGGGAUCCGGGCGCGGGGUAAGCGGCUGCAGUCUCUGCUGCAGCGACUCGGAGCUGAAAUCAUUUGCCUCCAGGAGACCCGAGUAACACGUGAGUUACUGGAUGAACCAACUGCCAUUGUUGACGGUUUCAACUCGUAUUUCAGCUACAGCCGUCAUCGACGUGGAUACUCAGGUGUUGCUACCUUUUGUACAGACAAUGCUGUGCCAUUUGCUGCAGAAGAAGGUCUGUCAGGAAUCUUGGCCAAUCCUGCUUCAAAUGCCCUGGAAGGAUUUUCAGAUAAGGAAUUGAAAGAGUUGGAUAGUGAAGGCCGAGCUUUGAUCACAAAACAUCGAGUCAGAACAUGUGAGGAGAAGGAAAGAAUGUUGACAGUGAUUAAUGUGUACUGUCCCCGUGCGGAUCCUGAGAUGGAGGACCGUCACCAUUACAAGUUGCGUUUCUAUCAACUGUUGGAAGCGAGGGCACAGGCUCUGCUGCAGGAUGGAGGGAAUGUGAUUGUCCUGGGAGAUCUGAACACUGCACACAGGCCCAUCGACCACUGUCAACCAGGCGAUCUGAAUCAAUUCAGUGAGUAUCCCGAUCGAGUGUGGAUGGACAGGUUCCUGUUUUGUGCCUCUGAUCAGUCGCAAUUAGAUGAAAUCAAUCAAAAUUCUGACAGCCAACCAGGACUGGACAUGAGAGAGAAGAGCGGGAAUGGGCUUUUUGUGGAUGCGUUCCGUUUCUUCCAUCCAACAGAGAAAGAAGCAUAUACCUGUUGGCGAACAAGUACAGGAGCUCGCAAAACAAACUAUGGGACAAGGAUUGAUUACAUCUUCGUGAACAAAUCCCUGGCAGAAACUGAAUUAGAGAACUGCAUCCUGAUGCCGGAGAUUGAAGGAUCAGAUCAUUGCCCAGUCAAAGUGUUUUUAAAGAGCCACUGUGUCCCAGCCACUAAAUGUCCUCCACUUUGCACCAAAUACAUGCCAGAAUUCGCUGGUCAACAACAAAAACUUUCCAAAUUCCUGGUAAAUAUUCAGGAAAAUCAAAGCAGAUUGGAUUUCCAGAAUUAUGCAGAAACUAAUCAGAAUUCUAAGUUGUAUCCCCAGACAAAAAAAGUAAAACUGGAUCAAAAACAAAUGGGAAAAGGUUUAAUGAGAAAGAAAGGAAAAAAUGGUCGAGGCAAUUCUCAUCUCUCAAGAAAUUUAUUGCAGUUUUUCAAACCAGCUGACACUAAUUCAGCUUCCGAGUUUAAAACAUGUGAUGACGUGGGUCUCUUUAAUAAAACAGCUCCCACUGUCACUGGGCAACAGCAAGCUGAUAGCAAGGAAAUUAAACAGGACAUCCAGAUAGAGAAUCCACAAAGUUCAUCACAAGCUGCUUUUUGGAAGUCAUUACUGAAAGGACAGCCUCCUCCCCCAAACUGUUCUGGGCAUCGCGAACCAUGUCUGCUACGAGUUGUCAGGAAACCUGGGCCUAAUCAAGGCAGACAGUUCUAUAUCUGUCCACGCCCUGAAGGGUCUGUAUCAAAUCCUGAAUCGAGAUGUAACUUUUUCCGCUGGGUGAACACAAGAAACUGAAUGCAAUAACAUGGAGAGCAGGCUGGUAGAGUCAAGCAGUGGGGAAGAAAUGGAGGCACUGGGAGAGAGUGGAGGAGGAAGAGAAGUACUGACACAGGUGAGGGAGAUGUUGGGGAUAGGAGUGACUGGGAAAGAGAGGGAAAGUGACAGAAAGAGAAAUGAAGCUGGGGAGGGAGGGGUAGCAAAAUGGGGACCAUAGGAAGAGUGGGUUG
Hemiscyllium ocellatum (epaulette shark) is the source of this 2269-nucleotide messenger RNA. It is a transcript of the gene apex2, whose product is annotated as APEX nuclease (apurinic/apyrimidinic endonuclease) 2. The transcript has 6 exons. Lineage: Eukaryota; Metazoa; Chordata; Chondrichthyes; Orectolobiformes; Hemiscylliidae. Gene Ontology annotation, cellular component: nucleus. Gene Ontology annotation, biological process: base-excision repair. The record is from RefSeq and is a predicted model, not a curated record. Gene Ontology annotation, molecular function: double-stranded DNA 3'-5' DNA exonuclease activity; zinc ion binding; DNA-(apurinic or apyrimidinic site) endonuclease activity. Bases 435 to 2057 code for a protein of 540 amino acids.